Rosa chinensis is the source of this 906-nucleotide messenger RNA. Its product is annotated as phosphoenolpyruvate carboxylase 4. Gene Ontology annotation, cellular component: cytosol. Gene Ontology annotation, molecular function: phosphoenolpyruvate carboxylase activity. The transcript is spliced from 10 exons. The record is from RefSeq and is a predicted model, not a curated record. The coding region runs from base 1 to 906 and encodes 301 amino acids. Gene Ontology annotation, biological process: tricarboxylic acid cycle; carbon fixation. Lineage: Eukaryota; Viridiplantae; Streptophyta; Magnoliopsida; Rosales; Rosaceae.
AUGGAGGACACGGCGGAGCUGCUGGAGAAGAAGCUAGCGUCGGAAAUUUCGAAGAUGAGCUUAGAGGAGGCACUCACUCUCGCUCCUGUUUUCAGCCAUUACCUCAAUUUGAUGGGCAUUGCUGAACUUCUGCAGCGUGGUGUUUCCCCAGACCAGCUUUACGAUACUGUUUGCAAGCAGGAGGUCGAGAUUGUUCUUACUGCACAUCCUACACAAAUUAAUCGCGGAACUUUACGAUACAAAUAUAUCAGACUUUCUCAUCUUUUAAAUUUAAGAGACCGACCUGAUCUUACUAGUGAAGACAGAGAUAUGGUGAUUGAAGAUCUGAUGAGCUUAGGCACCAUAAACCCACACCAGUUGAUGAAGCUGGGGUUUGAACAUUGUGGAGCAGUCCCUUUGGAAAGCUGUACCUCAUUAUUUAUGUCAUCUCAGCAAUGCUUUAAAGAAGCACACUGGGAAACUGGAAAACCACUUCCAUUGAAAUGCACACCAAUCAGGUUUGGCUCUUGGAUGGGGGGUGGUCGAGAUGGAAAUUCCAAUGUGACAGCAAAGGUCACAAAAGAUGUCUCGCUUUUAUCUAGGUGGAUGACUAUUGAUCUCUAUAUUAGAGAAGUGGAUAGCCUGAAAUUUGAACUAUCCAUGAAUUGGUGCAGUAAUAGCUUGUCAAAACUGGCACAAGAGAUUCUAGAGCACAAAUCUGCAUCUGAGGAUCACCAGAGUUGGGAUCAUCAGUGUUAUAAUAGGAAUCAGGAAUCUGGUAGACAUGCUGAAACACUUGAUGCAAUUACCAAAUAUUUGGAUAUGGGCACAUACAGUGAGUGGGAUGAAGAAAAGAAACUGGAAUUUCUAACAAGAGAGUUCAAAGGAAAAAGACCGCUAGUCCCAUCUAGCAUGGAGGUAAAGUAG